This is a messenger RNA of Mangifera indica (mango), 2797 nucleotides long. RefSeq lists its product as uncharacterized. Gene Ontology annotation, molecular function: protein binding. Gene Ontology annotation, biological process: cellular response to UV-B. Gene Ontology annotation, cellular component: Cul4-RING E3 ubiquitin ligase complex. The transcript is spliced from 10 exons. Bases 137 to 2554 code for a protein of 805 amino acids. The record is from RefSeq and is a predicted model, not a curated record. NCBI's taxonomy places the organism in Eukaryota, Viridiplantae, Streptophyta, Magnoliopsida, Sapindales, Anacardiaceae.
AAGCCACUUUACUUGUAGCUCUACUGCCUGUGCUUAUCUUAUCUCACAAUAUAUCAUUGCAACUUUCUCAACUCUCUGGUGGGCCUUUUUUCUAAAUGAGAAGAACGGCCAUAAGAGGAGCAUUAGAGAAAGAAUCAUGGCCUCGGAUAUCUCCGGCUUAGAAGCUCGGUAUGUUGAUUCUUGCAGGAAGCAUGACACUCUACCUAACUCUACAGUGCUAUCGUGGUUCUCUGAGGAAAGUUUUCUUAUUUCAACUUGUCUUGUUGGUGUUCAGGCCAAGAUUCGGCACUCUUGCCAACAGAAGUGUACAUUUGUGGUUUUAUUAAAUAAGUUAAAGAAUGCUGACAUCUCUCCUCUAAUUGAAAUGUUCCGGGAAAUUGACUCCUCUGAUAUUGAUGCUGUGGAUAUAAUUCAUAGAGCACCUUGUUGCUUGAAAAAGGAAGAGAUUAUGUCUUUGAUGCAUGCAAUUAACCAAAAGCUCCAAUUAGUUGAUCUUGGCCAGAUGGCACUGACAAAUGAUAUUUUGCGGGAUCUCUGCCAUGGUGGGUUGGCAUGCCGUGUCCUUAACUUGAGGUCAACCAAUAUCAGGAAGCUGAACAUGGAUGGAAAAUUUAUGCAUUUAAACACCCUAAAUUUGGACUUUUGUACUUCUCUGACUACUUUUCAUGAGGACUGUUUCUCUUGCAUGCCAAAUUUGAUGUGCCUUUCAAUGUGUGAGACUCGAAUUUCUAAUCUCUGGACAACUACUGCUGCCUUAUCAAAACUCCCUUCUAUAAAGGAACUACGAUUCCAAAAUUGUUUGUGUUGCAAGCACACUGGGGCAUGUCCUGCAUUGUCAAGUGAGAAUGCAAAUGGUGAUGCAACAUCAGUUAGUGGUGCAGAUGUUACAAAUCAAGCCUCUGCUGUUGAUGACAGCAUAAAAGAUAGUGAGAAUCAUCACAGAUAUAAGAAUUUGUCAGAUACUUGUACAGUUGAGCUUUCAAGUGACCUUCAGAGAAUGAAUUUAUUUGGGCUAUCCUCUGAUGCUAUUCCAAAUUUGAGUGGAUGUGUUGAAAUACCAAAUAAGAUUCUUGACAAUCAUAAGCUUCUAGUAGGAUUGCAUAAGCAGGAUGUGCCAAUUGCUACUAGUAAAUUAAAGACUUAUAGUUCCCACCAUCCUUCACCCAUAUGCUUUGAGAAACACUAUCGGGAGUACAUGGUUGCAUCAUUACCUCGUUUAGAAGUUUUAGACAAUAUGCGCAUAGUUAAGAUGGAAAGAGAAAUAGGAAAGUAUGUCUUUUGUAAAUACUUUGAAUACUUGCCAUAUGGGAGAAAGCACAAAGAAAGUAUGGUUAAUGUUUUGCAGAAGCGUGAAAUAGGAAUAAGUGGUGCAUAUUGUCAAAACUCUUCAAAGCUAAAUAAGUCUAAUCCUUGCAGAAAGAGUCAGCAUUCCUUCUCAAGGUCACUUAGUGCUGCUAAGCUUGGGUCUUCUGCAUGGCCACUCAUUCAUCCAUUAUCAAGUUUUAGCCAUGUAUAUAAAGAAGAAAAUAAGAGGCUUCGUCCAAGGCAAUUUGAGUAUCAUCCAUCUAAUUCUAGCCUUAUGGCUUUUGGAACAUUGGAUGGUGAAGUUGUUGUUAUCAACCAUGAAAAUAGGAAUAUUUCUAAUUACAUCCCAUCCAUAGGAGUGAAGAACAGUGUUCUGGGGCUUUGUUGGCUUAAAAAGUACCCGUCCAAGCUUAUUGCAGGUUCAGAUAAUGGAUGCCUGAGGUUGUUUGACAUCAAUCAUCUGCCACAUACAGUUGCAGAUCCAUGGGAGAAUUCUGGUGUGGUCACUUUUAAAGAUUUUGAGCAGUUAACUUCUAUUCAUGUGAAUUCAACAGAUGAUCGUUUUCUUGCUAGUGGGUACUCUAAAAAUGUUGCCCUAUAUGACAUUAACAGUGGAAAACAGUUAGAAGUGUUCACUAAUAUGCAUGGAGAGCCCAUUAAUGUUGCCAAAUUUGCCCAUCAUUCCCCCUUUUUGUUUGCUACUUCAUCAUUUGACCGUGAUGUCAAAAUGUGGGAUUUGAGGCAGAAACCAGAACAGCCUUGCUAUACAUCUUCAAGCUCAAGAGGAAAUGUGAUGGUCUGCUUUUCUCCUGAUGACCUCUAUCUUCUUGUUUCAGCCGUGGACAACGAGGUUAAGCAACUGUUGGCUGCAGAUGGGAGGCUCCACAUGAAUUUUGACAUAACUUCAACAGGAACUGCAUAUAACUACACCCGAUCAUAUUACAUGAAUGGAAGGGAUUACAUUAUCAGUGGCAGCUGUGAUGAACAUGUUGUCCGCAUCUGCUGUGCUCAAACUGGAAGACGAUUAAGGGAUAUUUAUUUGGAGGACGGUGAGUCUGGAAAAUUUCUGUCUGUGCAGUCUCUAAGGGGAGAUCCCUUCAGGGAUUUUCACAUGAGUGUCUUAGCUGUGUCUUCACGUCCAAGCUCGAAGUGGGAGAUCAUGAAGGUUAACUUACUUGCCUCUAGUCACCGUGCUGAGGAAUAUUCUUACAGUCGGCCUAUACGUUCUUCCUACUGUCUGGGAGGUUGACUUGGUGAUGAUCCAUCAUUUUUUACUACCAUUUUUAUGUUUGUACGUAUAUAUGUAGAUAAUACGUAUGUCAUAAUUUGCAGGCCUUUGCUAUCUGUAUGCAUUGAGGGUAAGUCUUGAUUUUGUCCAAUUUACUCCCACUGAGUCGUCAAAUGCAUGCACUUGUAUUAACUUAACAGGCAUAAUUGAAACUGUGCUUGUAAAUGUUCCCAAUGAUGAAAAUUACACCUGAGGUUUGUUGCA